AUGGCCUCCAAGGCGAUGUGGGAGGUCGACCCGGAGACCAGAGCCAAGCUCGCUCAGAUAAGUAAAAAAGAGGGUGCAGCAAACGAUAAGUGCUGCGACUGCGGCGCCCCUUCACCGCAAUGGGCCUCUCCCAAAUUCUCCACCUUCAUUUGCCUGCAAUGCGCCGGUACACACCGCGGAUUGGGGGUGCACGUGUCCUUCGUCCGGUCCGUGUCGAUGGACGCCUUCAAGCAAGGCGAAAUCCUACGCAUGCAAUACGGCGGGAACAAAGCGUGGCAGGACUUUUUCACCAAGAACUCACCCAUCCCGUUUGACGAAUGCACCAUCAAAGAGCGCUACGACUCCGAAAUCGGCGAGGAGUGGAAAGAGCGGCUGAGCGCGCAGGUAGAGGAGAGGGAGUUCGAUAAAGCGGCUUUCCUCAAAGAGCGACAGGCCAUCAAGGAGAGGCAAGCAGCCCGGUCAGCCACGCCUGCGGCGGCCGGCGCUAGAAAUAGCAGUGCAAAUGGCCAGGGCGGACGGACAUCCUCUCCUGCGCCAGGACGAGGGCCCGGCAUAUCAGCUGAGCAAAAAGCACAAAACGAGGCCUACUUUGCGAAGAUGGGCGAGGCCAAUGCCUCGAGACCAGACACCCUCCCACCCAGCCAGGGUGGGAAAUAUGGCGGUUUCGGCAGUGGCCCGGUCGAGACGCAGUCAUCGAGCGGUGGCAUACCCAGUGCCGAUGACUUCUCGAAAGACCCAGUGGCUGCGUUGACAAAGGGCUUUGGCUGGUUCUCGGCAGCUGUGGGAAAGCAGGCCAAAAUCGUGAAUGACUCGUAUAUCCAGCCGACGGCUAAGAAUCUUGCAUCUUCAGACCUUGCUGCACAAGCACGCACCGCGGCCCUGGCUGCUGGAAAGAACAUCCAGACCGGCGCCAAAGGUGCGGCCGAGUCAUUCAACAAGUUCGUCGAGGGCCAGGACGAAAAGGCCAGCGCUGCGGCAAGACGGGUGGAACCUGAACGCAAGGAUUUCUGGGACAGUUUUGGCAUGGGCGCGAGUGGCGCACCGAAGCCCGCCAGCAGUAUCGGCACGAGUGCGAUGAAAAAGACUCCCGGUGCGUCGCAGAAGUCCAAAGAUGACGGUUGGGGGGAUGACUGGUAG
Molecule: messenger RNA, 1137 nt
Organism: Exophiala spinifera
Lineage: Eukaryota; Fungi; Ascomycota; Eurotiomycetes; Chaetothyriales; Herpotrichiellaceae
Exons: 4
Coding region: 1-1137 (378 amino acids)
Biological process (GO): regulation of ARF protein signal transduction; regulation of endocytosis
Cellular component (GO): Golgi membrane
Molecular function (GO): GTPase activator activity
Source: RefSeq, a predicted model, not a curated record